AUGUGAUAACCAAGCGGAGCUUGGCAGCUAACCUCACAGUUCUGUUAAUCAGCUCUCUAAUCAUAAUUUUCCACAUGUUACAAAUGCUUUGGUUAAAAUGAUGCAAAAGGUCCACGCAAUGGUUGGGCCAGAAUGGCAAACCUUAGUGAAUCAGUAUCAGCUAGACAACGGCAACAAGUUCUCAUGGAGUUUUUUGAAAACUCCGUGAAUCUGACGGUCGAUUUCCACACGCGAGUGGAGUACUUGGUGACUGGAGAAAAACCACCAUCUGAGGAACCUGGACUGGAGGAUACAUGCGGUGUGAUCUGAAAGAAAGAUUGGUCAGAGAGAUCGACGACAAUGCGCGACACAAUCCUUACCUGCCCAGUCUGCUUCAGAAAAUACGAGCUGGAUAGGUAUUUCCUGAAACAUCUUCUCGACAAGCAUAAUUUAAAGCAGUGCGAAAGUUGCCAGGAGUAUAUAAAUAUGAAAACUGGAAUCCACACGUGCGAAGAAGCAAUUUUUUCAUGUGAAUCAGUUGACACGUAUGUGACAUCAGGCGAAGUCUUGUACGAAGAGAUAAGUGCACAUGAUGGCGAGACACCGGAUUUCCUGGUAGAAGAUGACAACGGUCAUGAACAGUCAACGAACGUUAUGUUGGGUAAUCAUUUGCUGAUAUCACAUAACAUCACGUUCCAUGAAGAAGACGCCACUAUGGAAGUUAAUGCGAACGAGACUUUAAGCCCGGAAUCAGUUGAUAUGCCUUAAUCACUAGCUGUCCUCAAUCAAGAUCGUCAUCCGUUGAGUGUUACUACCGCAGAUCGGUAUCCGGAACAGCCCAGCUCACUUACUGAGCAGAUGCGGUGGAUGCAAAAAAAUUUACACUUAAAAAGUAAAGGGAAAAUUCUUCUUGAUGACAUCAAUGUAAAGAGUGUGAAAAGGCGAAAAGUACUUGCCG
Messenger RNA from Belonocnema kinseyi, 937 nucleotides. RefSeq lists its product as uncharacterized. The record is from RefSeq and is a predicted model, not a curated record. The coding region runs from base 340 to 747 and encodes 135 amino acids. The transcript has 2 exons. NCBI's taxonomy places the organism in Eukaryota, Metazoa, Arthropoda, Insecta, Hymenoptera, Cynipidae.